Molecule: messenger RNA, 3226 nt
Organism: Dama dama (fallow deer)
Lineage: Eukaryota; Metazoa; Chordata; Mammalia; Artiodactyla; Cervidae
Gene: DNAJA4
Product: DnaJ heat shock protein family (Hsp40) member A4
Exons: 8
Coding region: 166-1446 (426 amino acids)
Biological process (GO): response to heat; protein refolding
Cellular component (GO): cytoplasm; cytosol
Molecular function (GO): ATP binding; Hsp70 protein binding
Source: RefSeq, a predicted model, not a curated record
AACCCCUUGGGGCAGGGUUCCCGCCGACGCUGCCCUCCAGGCCACCGGAUCCUCGAGCCGGCCAGACCCACGGACCCGCGGAAGGGAAAGGGGACGGCCUCGGGUCGGCGGGACGGCCGUCGGAAGGCGCCCUCCACGCCGAAGCCGUCUUCCAAACACCCCAACAUGGCCCGGGGCGGCAGUCAGAACUGGACCUCCGGGGAGUCAGAAGGGCGGCCGGAGGAGCAGACGACAGAGGAUACCGGAGACAAGAUGGUGAAGGAGACCCAGUACUAUGACAUCCUGGGGGUGAAGCCCAGCGCCUCCCCGGAGGAGAUCAAGAAGGCCUAUCGGAAGCUGGCGCUCAAGUACCACCCAGACAAGAACCCGGAUGAGGGCGAGAAGUUUAAGCUCAUAUCCCAGGCAUAUGAAGUGCUUUCAGAUCCAAAGAAAAGGGACAUUUAUGACCAGGGUGGUGAACAGGCCAUUAAGGAAGGAGGCUCAGGCAGCCCCAGCUUCUCUUCCCCCAUGGACAUCUUUGACAUGUUCUUUGGUGGCGGAGGACGAAUGGCUCGAGAGAGAAGAGGCAAGAAUGUGGUACAUCAGUUGUCUGUAACUCUUGAAGAUUUAUAUAAUGGAGUCACAAAGAAAUUGGCUCUCCAGAAAAAUGUAAUUUGUGAGAAAUGUGAAGGCAUUGGUGGGAAGAAGGGGUCUGUGGAGAAGUGCCCGGUAUGCAAGGGGCGAGGGAUGCAGAUUCACAUCCAGCAGAUUGGGCCGGGCAUGGUGCAGCAGAUCCAGACCGUGUGCAUCGAGUGCAAGGGCCAGGGCGAGCGCAUCAACCCCAAGGACCGCUGCGAAAGCUGCAACGGUGCCAAGGUCAUCCGAGAGAAGAAGAUUAUCGAGGUGCACGUGGAGAAAGGUAUGAAAGAUGGGCAAAAGAUACUAUUUCAUGGAGAAGGAGAUCAGGAGCCCGAGCUGGAGCCUGGUGAUGUCAUAAUUGUGCUUGAUCAGAAGGAUCAUAGUGUCUUUCAGAGACGAGGCCAUGACUUGAUCAUGAAAAUGAAAAUUCAGCUUUCUGAAGCCCUUUGUGGCUUCAAGAAGACGAUAAAAACACUGGAUGAUCGAGUCCUUGUUAUUACAUCCAAAUCAGGUGAGGUGAUAAAGCAUGGGGACCUGAAAUGUGUGCGUAAUGAAGGAAUGCCAAUCUACAAAUCACCUCUGGAGAAAGGGAUUCUGAUCAUACAGUUUUUAGUUAUUUUUCCUGAAAAACACUGGCUUCCCCAAGACAAGCUUUCCCAGCUGGAAGCUCUGCUCCCGCCUCGACAGAAAGUCAGGAUUACAGAGGACAUGGAUCAGGUGGAGCUGAAGGAGUUUAAUCCCAACGAGCAGAACUGGCGCCAGCACAGGGAGGCCUAUGAAGAGGACGAUGACGGGCCGCGGGCCGGAGUGCAGUGCCAGACGGCAUGACGCGGCCCCGUGCAGCGUGGCCUGGCGGGACUAGCACAUCAUGAAUGUAAAGUUGGCACAAUGAAAAAUGGCAUCGCUUUAAUGGCCUCGUGUUUGGGGUGUCCUGUGUAUGUGUUCAGCAUUCUCAACUGCUGAGUGUCUUUGGUUUUUUUUUUUGUUUUUCUUUUGGUUGUAACUUAAGUUAUAGCUUAAUUUAUAUUUAAAUGUUUUAAGUGUAAAUCACCUCUAGUCUGCAUAUGAAAUCUGUUUAUUUACAUUUUCAGGAUAUUUUUGAGAUGCCAGUGAACGCACUGACACUUUGUGCUUCUAGUGGCUUUGCCAUAAUUCAGUUCCACCAAUAAAGCACAGCCCAGACAGUAGCACUCAGCCCCUGAGCAAACCUCCAGGCAUGAAGUGGGUGACCUGGCCCAUGUCCAGCUCUGCAGUUUCUUCCCCUCUGCACCUGCCUCCCAAGGCAAAGUUAUAGAGGGCAUGAUCUCAGGGCUGCUAAUGUGACAUUUCUGAAUCUUGAUUCCAGAUGGUUCUCCUCAAGAAUAAAAGCACAUCUGUGGGCUGGAUUUGGCUGCAGUGCCUGGCUCACACUGAGUGGGCUGCAGGGCCAACUUGGUUCCUGCUGUCUUAUGCCCUUGAGUGUUUGGAGUGGGGUGGGUCUGAUCAUCUCUCUUGGAAGCUUCCUGAGCCUUCCAAGCCUUGUGGUGAGGACAAACCAGUGUUUUAAAUGAAACACUGAUAAAACUAUUUGCCUGCAACCCCUGCACCUUGCCUUUUGUUGUUUUCUGUUGACAGCGUUUGCAGUGCUGUCCCACCAAAGUGCUUACUUGUAAAGAAAAUGAAACCAUCCACAUCCCCAGCAGCCUUAGUGCAGUGACAGAAGCCGUGGGAGAAGCUGGUGGCUCAGCCCCGUGGCACAGCCAGUUUCCCUGCCUGACCAGUGAUCCUGGAUGACUUGAGGCUCUGGGAAGGCAGGGGACAUCUCAGUGUUUUCCACCUCAUUCUCCCAGAUUCAGCUCCUUUCCAAAGGAUGGAUGGUUCAUCUCCUUGCACAGCCAUAUCACAAAGGGCUUCCUGCUCAAGGGAUAAAGUUUUAGUGAGAACUUAAAAGUUCUACUCUGGACCGCAGUCUGUAUGGACUACCACUGUAAAUGAUAACUUGUUCGGAAAGAUAUUAAUUAAUUGUUUACUCCUGGCAAGUAGACUACAAUAUAAAUUUAGAUUCCUCAACCUUCAGCCAUUACUGCUCCUUUCCUUCCCGUAACAGUCACAAAGAAAAACUGCUGCCUUCUCAGCUGCUGGGUUAAAGCAGAGGCCACUUUUCAGAUCCACCCUUACUUGGUCAUACAGUGCCUGCAAGUGUGACUCAGACCAGGGGCCUCCCCAGGAGACCCGAAGGGCAGAUCAGACCCACGGCAGGUAGGUUCAGUGGGUAGACCAGACUCUAGCAGAACACUGCUGGCUGGUGGGUGGGCAUAAUUUACUCAAGAUAGGUACAGAAGGAGCCUGCCUGCCCCACUUUGACCAUUAGUCAGGAAAGAAAGAAAAUCUAUUCUUCCAGCUAAGCCUGUAUGAAAAUCAGUUUACAAAUGGACCACAACUCCAGGGUGUUCUGUUUCUGUGCUGUGACUUCCUAAAGAAUUAUUGCCAGAAAACUACUGUAGUUGAUGAUAAGGCAAAAUUGCAUUCAGCUCCUUGUCAUGUAAAUGGGAUCUGGAGGGUGUUGCUUAAAAUUUAUUCCACCUGUACAUUUGUCACUUUAAAAUUAAAAUUGAGCUGUUAUGAGACA